Messenger RNA from Oikopleura dioica, 1197 nucleotides. Lineage: Eukaryota; Metazoa; Chordata; Appendicularia; Copelata; Oikopleuridae. The record is from the annotation of a GenBank genome assembly.
AUGAAGCUUUCGACGGCCUUUAUUUCGGCCGCAUUUGCAGAUCCACAAUCCGCAGCAGAAAGACUUACCGAAGUCGGCUCCCGUGCAAACAAUCUCCUUUCCCUCGUCGAGCAGAAUGGCAGCCAAGGCCAAUUCAACAAAGUCAAAAAAUGGGUCAACCGAUUCGCCAAAGGACUCGCCGAUAUCAACACUUCUGCAUGCUCGCUUCCCGCCGAAGCCGCUGUUGACCGAGCAAUGGGCGGGCUCUGCCAGGAAGUCGACAGUGUUGCAGCGAUGAUUAGAAGCUACGCGCGGGAUUAUGGCUGCACUGCGGGCUACCCAAAUAAGCGCUUAAUGCAGAAGCUAGGACCACAGACUCGAAAGCUUAUGCGCGUGGCUGACCACGCUGGAAAGUGCAGCGGAAUUAGAAAAAGGACCUUUCGCAGUACAAGAGCUACAGUAGCAUCAUCACAUCGAAACAAAUUAGAAGCGAUCCAAUUGAAUGAAGGAAGCAAUCCCACGGUAAUGAUCGUCUGCGGAAUGCGCGCAAACGAUUUCGAAAGCGCGAAAACUUGCGCGGACUUGGCCGAAAACAACAACUUCGCAGAGGAUUUUCCUGGAAUGAACUUCAUCAUAGCUCCAGUGGCAAAUCCAUCCGGCUACGACUACGCCCUGAAUAAUGACCGAUACUGGACAAAAACGAGGGAAGCGAACUCAGUUUGUGUUGGUACCGAUUUGACGCGAAAUUUCGACGUCAACUUUGAAGUCAGCGACGAUCCAUGCUCAAACGAGUACUCUGGCGCUUCAUCUCUUUCGACUUGGGAAGCUAGCGCACUAAACGACUUCAUCUCUUCCCAAGAAAACCUCGAAGCCCUCCUUGUCGUUGAAACCAAAGCUGAUGAAUUCAACGUGGUGACUCCAACGAAACAAGACUCAAAUGCCUUAAGAAAACUCCUCCCGCGUGUUUUCAAAUCGAGCGAGCCGUUCAAGACAACUCGACCGCAAGAAUCUCGAAGCGGCUUCUUAGAAGAUUCCUUCGUCGGCCAAGUCGAACAAGUUGCUACUGUUCAACUUGAACAUCGAGCUGAUUCUAACUUGGAAAAUUUGCAAUCGCUUGUUGCAAGUUUCGCUGAGGAUAUCACAAAGAAGAACUCACACGCGCCUGCGUUUAUUGACAGCAUCAUGUGGGCCGAAGACAACGUUUUUCUUACAACUUGA